UAAGGUUAGAUAACCUUAGGAGGUACACGUUUCAGUAUGUCAACCGAAAAGAAGGUAUCAGAUGUCACGCAGAAAAUAUCUGAAAUGGACAUGGAGGAGACGGGGAAGAAACUGACACAUAAAGAAAAGAAAAAAUUGAAAAAACAGCAGGAAUAUGAGAAAACGAUGGAAAUGUUAACGAAAACCGGUGGUCAGGGUCACAGUGAACUCGAGAGCAAUUUCACAUUAUCUCAGACUCAAACUCAACAGCGCACUAAUCAACAAUUAGAACAUGCAGUUGACAUAAAAGUGGAAAAUUUUAGUAUAGCAGCUAAAGGAAAGGAACUUUUCACUAAUGCCAGCUUAUUAAUUGCACAGGGUAGACGUUACGGUUUAGUAGGACCAAAUGGCCAUGGCAAAACUACCUUGUUGCGUCAUAUUGCAAACAGAGCAUUUGCUAUUCCACCUAAUAUUGAUGUUUUAUAUUGUGAACAAGAAGUUAUUGCUGAUGAUACUCCAGCUGUGGAAGUAGUACUCAAUGCAGAUGUAAAGUGUAAAGAAUUACAGGCAGAGUGCAAAAAAUUAGAAGAAUUAAUAGAACAAGGAGAUACUUCUGUUCAAAGUAGAUUACAAGAGGUUUAUGAGGAAUUGAAAAUUAUUGGAGCAGAUUCUGCAGAGCCACGUGCCAGAAGAAUUCUUGCUGGUUUAGGUUUUAGUAAAGCCAUGCAAGAUCGUGCGACGAAAAAUUUUUCGGGUGGUUGGCGUAUGCGUGUUUCUCUCGCUAGAGCUUUAUUCUUAGAACCCACAUUGUUAUUACUUGAUGAACCAACGAAUCAUCUGGAUUUAAAUGCUGUUAUUUGGUUGGAUAAUUAUCUUCAGGCUUGGAAGAAAACAUUACUGAUUGUUUCCCAUGACCAAAGUUUUUUGGAUAAUGUGUGUACAGACAUCAUUCAUUUAGAUCAGCAAAAAUUAUUUUAUUACAAAGGAAACUAUAGUAUGUUUAAGAAGAUGUAUGUACAAAAGAAGAAAGAAAUGAUUAAAGCAUACGAAAAGCAAGAGAAACGGAUCAAGGAUCUUAAAGCUUCUGGGCAAAGUAAAAAACAAGCUGAGAAGAAACAGAAAGAGGCUUUAACUAGGAAACAAGAAAAGAAUAGAACGAAAAUGCAAAAGCAAGAAGACGAUACAGCUCCUACGGAAUUAUUACAGAAACCUAGAGACUAUAUAGUGAAAUUUAGUUUUCCGGAUCCACCGCCUUUACAACCGCCGAUUCUUGGUCUUCAUAAUGUGACGUUUUCGUAUGAAGGACAAAAACCUUUAUUUAUUGAGGUGGAUUUUGGAAUGGACUUGAAUUCUAGGAUAGCUAUAGUAGGACCCAAUGGUGUUGGGAAAUCCACGUUUUUAAAAUUAUUAACUGGUGACUUACAACCACUUAAAGGAGAAUUGUCAAGAAACCAUCGAUUGAGGAUAGGCAAAUUCGACCAGCAUUCUGGUGAACAUUUAACUGCCGAAGAAACACCGUCGGAAUAUUUGAUGCGAUUGUUCAAUCUUCCUUACGAAAAAGCUAGGAAACAAUUAGGAACAUUUGGACUUAGUUCUCACGCCCACACGAUUAAAAUGAAGGAUUUGUCCGGUGGCCAAAAAGCGCGAGUCGCUUUGGCAGAAUUGUGUUUAAAUGCACCCGAUGUUGUAAUUUUGGACGAACCGACGAACAAUUUAGAUAUCGAAUCCAUAGAUGCUCUAGCUGAUGCCAUCAAUGAUUAUAAAGGAGGAGUUAUCAUUGUUUCUCACGACGAGCGUCUGAUCAGAGAUACAGAAUGUUGUUUGUAUGUAAUUGAAAAUCAACAAAUUAACGAGAUCGAUGGAGAUUUCGAUGACUAUAGGAAAGAACUGUUGGAAAGCUUGGGAGAAGUUAUUAAUAAUCCAAGUAUAGCUGCAAAUGCUGCUGUUCUACAAUGAUAAUAUUGGCUCUAUAGGAUAGAAAUUUUCUCAGUGGCCUGCAAACAUUCUUUCAGACUCAAAAACUCGUACAUAGCAUUAAAUUUCCGUACCUAUCGAUUGAUUUUCCUUAUGAAGAUUUUAGUAUCAACUUUACAUUGUGAAUACGCAUUGGGUGCUUUGAGUGCAAAAUAUUAUUUAUAUUUUAAGAUAGUCAAAGUUUAUAUAAAAUUUGUCUAAUAGGACUAUUGAAUACAAUGAGU
Osmia lignaria (orchard mason bee) is the source of this 2177-nucleotide messenger RNA. RefSeq names its product ATP-binding cassette sub-family F member 1. The record is from RefSeq and is a predicted model, not a curated record. Gene Ontology annotation, molecular function: ATP binding; ATP hydrolysis activity. Lineage: Eukaryota; Metazoa; Arthropoda; Insecta; Hymenoptera; Megachilidae.